AUGCGGAAGAGUCCAUUAAUGAAAGAAAACAUGAAAACAAUUCAGAAUUAAAAAUAUUCAUAUUUGAACAAGAGUAAACAAAAGACAUCCUCUUUAGAAAAGAAUUCUUAUUCAAACAGAUCUUUGUUAAAUGAGAUGUAACAUUAAACUCCAAAUUAACCAAAGAAAAACAUAUCAACAUAAGCAUCAGAUUAGAAACUACAUAAUUGUACAUAAGAUUAUUAUAAAAAAAGAAAGUUAAAUACUGAAAUCAUUAAUGAAAAUAUAAAAUAGAACAAAUCCAAUAUUAACAUAAUAGAAUAGCUAUACUGGAGUGAAACUAAAUUUUAAUAAUUGUAUAGGUAUUGAAGAUAAUAUAAGAUGAAGGUAAUGAAGAGAAAAGAAUGAAUACAAAUUAAUAUAAUUCAUUAAACUAGACAAUUCAUCCAUCUCCAAAAGUUAAGACUAUUUCAUUAUCAACAUACACUGUAUAAAAAUGAAUAAAUUUACGUACUAGAAUACUUAGAGUCCUGAAUUAAGAGAGAAAGAGAUUAGACAUGAAUAGAUAAUCUAAUUUAAAUAGUUAAUUUAACAUACAAAGUAAAAUUUGGAGAGUGUAAGAAUCUCUGAUAUGUAGCAUUGUAUAGAGAAUAUAUUUGAUGAAACUAUCUAAUAAUUAUUAUAAUUAAAGGUAUUAAUUACAAUAUAGUAAUUUAGAGUGAAGUUCUUAAACAAAUUGAAAAGUGUAUAAAUGCUGAACAAUGCUAAAUUCGUUCUACAAUUGAAUCUUUAAAAAAAAUGGAAGAAGAUAUUCUUUAAAAUGAGUUUAAUAUAAUAGAAUAUAUGGCUAUGGGACCAUUUAAUGAUAUUAUGUUAAUCUAUUAGAAGAGAUUUAAAGAACAUUCAAUUUUUGUUUAGUAGUUAACUUAAUAAGAUAUUGUAAUGAAUCAAUUCAAAUCAUUACAUGAUAACUUUACAUAAUAGAAUCACUUUUUAUGUAAAUAAUUACAAUAAUCUUUGUAAACAUAUUUGUCAUUAUAUAUUUCAUUCUAAAAUAAAGAGGAUUUUUAUGAAAUGAAAGAAUUCAAUAAUAUUUCAGAAAAACCUCAAUUUAUUAAUAAUUUCUAAGAAAACUUGUUCUAAACUUGUGAAACUAAUAAUUCAAUUGAUGAAGAUUAAGUGAUUAUGAAAGAUUAACAAGUUGUAAGAAUUCCAGACAAGACUUCAUAAUUUACUUAAUUGUUGAUGAAAGGUUUAAAAUGUUAAAAGAGUUUGUUUCCAUCGGAAUCACCACAAUUCAAGAAUUGA
This is a messenger RNA of Paramecium sonneborni, 1287 nucleotides long. The record is from the annotation of a GenBank genome assembly. NCBI's taxonomy places the organism in Eukaryota, Ciliophora, Oligohymenophorea, Peniculida, Parameciidae.